UGCUUUUGAUUUGCUGCGUUUAGGAUUGCAGCAAAUCAUUUUACUUUAGGAUGGACGAAGUACACUUUAUCUCGAGUUCUUUCAAAACCGCUCGGUUAGCAAACAUGAAAUGGCAAGUUUGUUUUGCCCUGAUUUUAUCACUUGUGUGCUCUGCCGCCCGGGAGCAGCUCUACUUCACCGAGGGCCAGUCCUUGAUACUGCGGCCUGAAAUUACAGGACACGUCGAGAGCCUAGAGUGGAAGCGGAACCAUAGUCUUUUGGUCGAGUGGGACGGAAGCAGUUUGCUUUUUUCCAGCAAAGACGUGAAAAACCGAACCACCCUGGACGUCACAAACGGCACGCUGGAGAUCUCGGAUGCGGUCGCGUCAGACGCGGGCAGGUACACGCUGUCGCUCAACAACGUGGAGCUGGAACAGGUCUUCGAGGCCAUAUUGGUCCUCCGCCUGGACAUGCCGGAAGUUCACGUUUGGCCGUUAAAGUGCACGUGCCGUUCCGACAACUGUACGCUACAUUGCGGCAAACACCAUAUUGACGUGGGGCCCGUCAACUAUUCUUGGAGAACCCAACCUGGAGGCGAAACGCAAAUUGGAGAAAGGGACAAACUCAUCGACCGGACCACCAGCACGAUCGCCAACUUCUCGUGCGUGGUCACGAACCCAGUGGACCGGAAGGUGAGUGACCCUAUCGACAACCCUUUCUACCAAUGCGACAAUCGGAGCACGGACAAUGUCGUGGUAUUGCACGUCUACUUCACAGCGGGCCAGUCCUUGACACUGCGGCCCAAAAUUACAGGACAGGUCGAGAGCCUAGAGUGGAAGCGGAACCACACUCUUUUGGUCGAGUGGGAUAGAGGCAAGUUGCUUUUUUCCAGCAACGACGUAAAAACGCGAACCACUCUGGACAAUAAAACCGGGGCGUUGCAGAUCUCGGCCACAGUCGCAACAGACGCGGGCUUGUACACGCUGUUGGUCAACAACAUGGAGCUGGACCAAGUCUUUGAAGCUACUUUCAUCCGCUGCCUGGACACGCCGCAAGUGUACGUGAGCCCUUUGGCGUGCACGUCCCGUUCCGACAGCUGUACGCUACAUUGUGGCAAACGCCUUACAGACGUGGGGCCCGUCGACUAUUUUUGGAGAGCCUUACCCGGUGGUGAAAUGCAAAAAGGAGGAUGGGACAGACGCAUCGACCGGAUGAACAGCACCGUCGCCAAAUUCUCAUGUGUUGCUGUGAACGCGGUGGACCGGAAGGAGAGCGACCCGAUCGACAACCCUUUCUACCGGUGGCACAGUUUGAGUGCGGACAGUAUCAUGGGAAUGGUGGUCAUUCUGGUUAUUUUGGUUAUUUUAACAAGACGGCAGGUCUCGGAAGACGAAUCGGAAGGCGAAGCGAUGAACCGUCUACCGAACUGUCCUGAGGAUGCCACGGAGAUGUAAAAGCCGCUUCUUUUGUAUCGCUCUACGUCGUCGUCUCAUACAGUGUAUCACAAAAGUGAGUACACCCCUCGCAUUUCUGCAGAUAUUUAAGUAUAUCUUUUAAUGG
This is a messenger RNA of Corythoichthys intestinalis (scribbled pipefish), 1539 nucleotides long. RefSeq lists its product as uncharacterized. The coding region runs from base 51 to 1433 and encodes 460 amino acids. The transcript has a single exon. NCBI's taxonomy places the organism in Eukaryota, Metazoa, Chordata, Actinopteri, Syngnathiformes, Syngnathidae. The record is from RefSeq and is a predicted model, not a curated record.